This is a messenger RNA of Raphanus sativus (radish), 1962 nucleotides long. Its product is annotated as casein kinase 1-like protein HD16. Gene Ontology annotation, molecular function: protein serine/threonine kinase activity; ATP binding. Lineage: Eukaryota; Viridiplantae; Streptophyta; Magnoliopsida; Brassicales; Brassicaceae. Gene Ontology annotation, biological process: peptidyl-serine phosphorylation; endocytosis; signal transduction. Gene Ontology annotation, cellular component: nucleus; cytoplasm. The record is from RefSeq and is a predicted model, not a curated record.
AAAUACCUCUCUCUCUCUCUCUAUCAUCCACUCAACCUUUGUCUCUCUUCUUCAUCGCAACCGCACCGGCCAAACCCUAAUCUCCCCCAAAUCAUAAAAAAAAAACUUCCUCAUCGGACAACAAUCCAUCUCCGUUUCAAUCCCAAACCGAAUCCGACAUGAGCCAGACCAUCGUCUCGCUUGGACUAUAAUGUUGCUUUGAAGUUUGAGCAUCGAACCAGCAAGGGAUGCAACUAUGGUCCUCCACAUGAGUGGCAAGUGUACAACACCUUGGGUGGUAGUCAUGGAGUCCCUAGAGUACAUUUCAAAGGGAGGCAAGGAGACUAUUAUGUUAUGGUUAUGGACAUACUCGGGCCGAGCUUAUGGGAUAUAUGGAAUACUUCAGGGCAAGCAAUGUCCUCAGAAAUGGUAGCUUGCAUUGCUGUUGAAUCACUUUCCAUCCUUGAAAAGAUGCAUGCAAAAGGCUAUGUGCAUGGUGAUGUUAAGCCAGAAAAUUUCUUACUUGGCCAGCCUUCAACGCCUCAAGAGAAAAAGCUGUUUCUUGUUGAUUUGGGACUAGCAACAAAGUGGAGAGAAGGUGGUGGUAGCGGACAACAUGUUGAAUAUGAUCAACGUCCCGAUAUGUUUAGGGGGACAGUUAGAUACGCAAGUGCACAUGCUCACUUAGGGAGAACUGCUAGCAGAAGGGAUGAUCUUGAAUCAUUGGCAUAUACACUGAUUUUCCUUCACCGGGGUCGAUUGCCAUGGCAAGGAUAUCAGGGAGAUAACAAGUCAUUCCUCGUUUGCAAAAAGAAGAUGGCAACAUCGCCGGAUAUGCUUUGUUGUUUCUGUCCCCCUCCUUUCAAGCAGUUUCUUGAGAUUGUGGUAAAUAUGAAAUUUGACGAGGAACCUAACUACGGGAAGUUAGUAUCUCUGUUUCAAGAGCUCUUGGGGGAAAAUCCAGCAAUUAGGCCCAUAAACACAGAGGGUGCUCAAAAGAUCAUUUUUCAAGUUGGACAGAAGCGAGGUAGGUUAAGCAUUGGGGAAGAAGAAGAUGAUGCCCCUAGGAAAAAAGUCCGCCUAGGUGUCCCUGCAACGCAAUGGAUAUCGAUUUACAAUGCCAGGCAACCAAUGAAGCAGAGGUAUCAUUACAAUGUGGCUGAUACAAGACUGGCGCAGCAUAUUGAGAGAGGUACCGCAGAUGGGUUGUUAAUAAGCUGUGUAUCAUCAUGUUCGAAUCUAUGGGCAUUAAUAAUGGAUGCUGGAACUGGCUUCACAAACCAAGUCUACGAACUCUCUCCUGUCUUCUUGCAUAAGGAAUGGAUAAUGGAACAGUGGGAGAAGAAUUACUAUAUAAGUUCAAUUGCUGGUGCAGCCAAUGGAAGCUCCUUAGUUGUCAUGUCAAAAGGCACGGCGUUUACACAACAGUCUUACAAAGUAAGCGAUUCAUUUCCAUUCAAGUGGAUAAACAAGAAGUGGAGAGAAGGCUUCCAUGUAACCUCUAUGGCAACAGCUGGAACUCGAUGGGGUGUUGUUAUGUCCCGCAAUUCUGGCUACAGUGAACAGGUUGUUGAAUUGGAUUUUCUGUAUCCGAGUGAAGGCAUUCACAGGCGUUGGGAUGGUGGAUUCAGAAUCACAUCAACAGCAGCAACAACCGAUCAAGCUGCUCUAAUCCUAAGCAUCCCACGGCGUAGGCUGGUCGAUGAGACACAAGAGACACUGCGUACCUCUCAAUUCCCCAGCACACAUGUCAAGGAAAAAUGGGGGAAGAAUCUCUACCUUGCAUCAUUAAGCUAUGGGCGAACUGUAUCUUAAAACCUUGAGAAGCUUCUGUUGUGAAGUAGUGAAGACAUAAUCACUUAUUUAACUUGACAUUUCCCUUUAAAACUGCUAUUUAUUUUUUGUACCAAGAGGUUAUUUUGUUGCAAGUAUAAUAUAUUAUUACAAGGAUUCACAAAAAGAAAAAGAUACUGUAUUCUUCAA